Messenger RNA from Pygocentrus nattereri (red-bellied piranha), 1252 nucleotides. It is a transcript of the gene hoxc11b, whose product is annotated as homeobox C11b. The transcript is spliced from 2 exons. Gene Ontology annotation, molecular function: RNA polymerase II cis-regulatory region sequence-specific DNA binding; DNA-binding transcription factor activity, RNA polymerase II-specific. Gene Ontology annotation, cellular component: nucleus. Gene Ontology annotation, biological process: regulation of transcription by RNA polymerase II; anatomical structure development. The coding region runs from base 16 to 945 and encodes 309 amino acids. The record is from RefSeq and is a predicted model, not a curated record. Lineage: Eukaryota; Metazoa; Chordata; Actinopteri; Characiformes; Serrasalmidae.
ACGCGGCUUAGAACGAUGUUUAACUCGGUCAAUCUGGGCAACUUCUGCUCCCAGACGCGAAAAGAGAGAAGUUCCGAGUUCGGGGAGCGGGCGGGCUGCGCCUCCAAUCUCUACCUCCCCAGCUGCACCUAUUACGUUCCCGAGUUUUCUGCGGUCUCCUCGUUUCUGCCGCAGGCCCAUUCGCGCCAGAUCACCUACCCCUAUUCCACGAACCUCUCACAAGUCCAGCCUGUUCGAGACGUAUCGUACGGGCUGGAUCCGCCAGGGAAGUGGCACCACAGAGGGAACUAUGCAUCCUGCUACACGGGGGAGGACCUGGUGCACAGGGAGUGCCUUCCGCCAUCAUCCACCAUGACGGAAAUGUUGAUGAAGAAUGAAAGCGUCUACAACCACCACCAUCACCAUCACCACCACCACCCCGGCUCGAACCACCCGAACGCGGGCUUCUACUCGGGCGCGGGCAAGAACAACGUUCUCCCGCAAGGCUUUGACCGCUUUUUCGAGGGCGUCCACUGCGGACAGGAGGCUGGCUCACUGGAGAACUGUGCGCAGAAAGGCGACACCGGCAAGCCGGAUUCGGCGCCCCCAGCCCUCCGUGGAAGCGGAGCGCCGGAGAAGGAGCAGGACAACGAGGAGGAGAACACGACGUCGGGCUCGUGCGCCUCCUCCACGGGGACAAAAGAGGACAACUCGUGCAAAAACGACCACUCCAGUACCCCACGGACGAGGAAGAAACGAUGUCCGUACACCAAGUUUCAGAUCCGAGAACUUGAGCGAGAGUUCUUCUUUAACGUUUACAUCAACAAAGAGAAGCGGCUGCAGCUCUCCAGAAUGUUAAACCUUACCGACCGACAGGUCAAAAUCUGGUUCCAGAACCGGCGGAUGAAAGAGAAGAAGUUGAGCCGAGACCGCUUGCAGUAUUUUUCGGGUAACCCUCUUUUGUGAACUGUGAAUGGCGGAUGUGUAACUUCCAAAAAAAAAAUUAGAUAAAAACGAGUUGUAAUGAAGCCAGCAGCGAAGCCCCAGCUUUGGAUUGAAGCGCGUGGUUGUUGCACCCAACGAAAGGACUGCGAUGGAAAAAAAAUAGAUUGUAAAUUCAGUACUUUACUUUAUAACGCCGUCAACUUCAAACUUUGGAAUAAGAGAAAAUAUUGGGGUAGAUCGUAAGAAGAAAGCACGCGAAAGCAUAAGGCGCUCAUUUGCAUCAAGUGAAGGGCCUUUUGAAGUUGGGAUGUUGUCAUUUUGUUGCAUA